Messenger RNA from Gossypium arboreum, 660 nucleotides. Its product is annotated as receptor-like protein 9DC3. Gene Ontology annotation, molecular function: protein binding. The transcript has a single exon. NCBI's taxonomy places the organism in Eukaryota, Viridiplantae, Streptophyta, Magnoliopsida, Malvales, Malvaceae. Bases 1 to 660 code for a protein of 219 amino acids. The record is from RefSeq and is a predicted model, not a curated record.
AUGAGAAAUUCAAUGGCUGAUGCAUUAGCUAAUGGAACUCGGUAUUAUCAGAUGCAAGGUUUAUCUUUUACAGCAAAAGGGUUGGAAUUGAAGUUUGAAGCACUAUUAACCAGUUGGAUGGUAAUUGACUUUUCGGACAAUAAAUUUUUGGGAGAACUUCCUAAAACACUUGGUGAACUUCAUUCACUUAUUGUGCUAAACCUCUCCCAUAAUAGCUUAACAGGUUCUAUCCCAUCAUCAUUAGGUGAUUUGUUAGAGCUUGAAUCAUUAGAUCUUUCAUCAAAUAAGCUCCAAGGAAGAAUUCCAACAGAAUUAUCAAAUAUUGGAUUCUUAGAGGUGUUAAACCUUUCUCAAAAUAAUUUAAUGGGACCCAUUCCUCAAGGAAAACAAUUUAAUACUUUCACUAAUGAUUCCUACAUAGGAAACUUGGGUUUAUGCGGGCUGCCAUUAUCAAAUAGAUGUGGUAAUGAUGAGAAAACUCCAACCAAAAUUGAUGGAGAUGAUGAUGAAGAAUUGGAUUGGAGAUUUUCUAUAUUGAUGGGAUAUGGAUCUGGGUUGGUGCUGGGACUGAGCUUGGGGUACAUUGUACUCACAACUGAAAAACCAUGGUGGUUGAUUAGGAUCAUCGAGAGAGUUCAACAAAGAUUUGCAAAAAGGUAG